Messenger RNA from Colletotrichum truncatum, 1272 nucleotides. RefSeq names its product gluconolactonase precursor. Lineage: Eukaryota; Fungi; Ascomycota; Sordariomycetes; Glomerellales; Glomerellaceae. The record is from RefSeq and is a predicted model, not a curated record.
AUGACCACUUCUCAAAGCUUUCUAGGUUCUAUCACCUCCGUUGCAGCAAUUUGGUAUAGUAUUGGCAGCAUGCCUAUAUCCGAGACUGCAGCGUUAGGUCCGGGACCUCUUAAUGCUUCCACUGUGUUUGAGGUUCCGGUCAGCUUACGAAAUGUUUUCCCGGCUUACAACUUCGAUCGCGACGUGACAACAACCUGGUGGAAUACUGCGGUUUUAGAUGGCCACUCAAACGCCGCGGCAUCAGAUGCCACUGAAGCUCUCAAGAAUGCUUCGUUCAUUGUACUUGACCACGAUAUGUAUGAGAUUCUCCAAGACGAGGAAGGCAUUAUAUCUCCCAGUAUCGAGACGAUCUUCGACUUCCCGCCCGGGCCUUCUUUUGCCAAGCGCAUCGUGCACGAUGGGACAGUCUUCUCACCAGAGUGCAAUUGCAUCUUCUUCGCCGAACUCCAUCCACCAAAACCUGGAUUCUCGGCGGAUGCAAUGCCAUGGGUCUGGCGAGUAAAUCUCAAUGAGACACCCCCGGCUACCGAAAAGGUCUUUCCAUCGCCUCAACUUACAGUUCCCAAUGGCGCUUACUACCAUAACGGUAGUGUUUAUUGGGCUCAGGAAGGCAACUACACCGUCCCUGGCGGCAUCGUGAAGAUGGAUCCCGUCACUUUGCAAACUGAAGUUGUCCUGAACAAUUUCUUCGGCCAUCGAUUCAACAGCCCCAACGACGUAGUUAUCACACGUGACGGCGUCGCUUAUUUCACAGACGGCUACUACGGCUACGAUAACUUCAACGACACCUUGAAGCCUGAACUUGCAAACGGCGUAUGGCGAUGGAACAUACAAACCAGCGAUCUGCGGAUGGUGGCAGGGGCGGCUGGCGGUCCAUUUACCAACCCCAACGGCGUUGCCCUCAAUCUGGAAGAAGACAAGCUCUACGUCACCAACCGUGGCAACGCUUCAGAUAAUCCUGCUGGAGGGAGAACUAUAUACGAGUUUGAACUUCACAAGACCGGCCUUCCUAUUAGGGGAGGUGAUGUUUUUACAUAUUCGGAUUCUGGAUUUCCAGACGGAAUCAAACUCGACAGGGAGGGGAGGGUGUAUGGCGGAGUUACUGGUGGAGUCCAUGUCUUUGACUCUGGCGGCAAGCAGCUCGGCAUCAUCAAGGUUGCGGAGGAUGAUGUUGCCGUCAACAUGCAGUGGGUGAACGACUGGUUGUACAUCGCUGGGAGGGAUCACGUUUACCGUGUGCGCUUGAAUACGAUGGGUGCACAGGCACACUAG